CGGCCCAGGAUAACAUGGCUGCCGCAGUUCGGCGGCCGGGUCACGUUUUGCUGUUUACGCUGCAGAGUUCCGUGUCUCCCGGGGUGGGAGGCUCAGGCUCCACAUGCUGCCGCUGCCCUCUCGGAGCUAAAAGAUAUCUACUUACAGAUAAUGUUGUGAAAUUAAAAGAAUUUCAGCAUAAGAAGGUGGUUAUUGCAAAUCAUCUUCCUGGUACUAAAGCAACCUACCUGAGAAACAUGAAAGAGAAAUUGGCCCAGAAUAAGCUCAUCUUGAAGGACGAGUUGAAAACCUUCCUUCAUUUGUGUGAUACCCGGGAUGAUGUGGAACUGGCUAAAAAUGUCAUUUACAGGUACCAUACAGAGAACAGAAAUGUCACUUUGGGAGAGUAUAAAUUUGGACCACUUUUCAUGAGGUUGUGCUACGAGUUGGAUCUUGAGGAAUCUGCAUUGGAACUCAUCAAAGACCAGCAUUUACGAGGUUUCUUCUCAGACACCACGUCUUUCAAUAUUUUGAUGGAUAUGUUAUUUAUUAAAGGCAAAUAUACAAGUGCGCUGGAAGUGCUGAUAGAGAUGAAAAACCAAGAUGUGAAAUUCAACAAAGAAACCUAUGUCCUUGCUUUUGCAAUUUGCUACAAACUGAAUAGCCCUGAAUCUUUGAAAAUCUGUACUACAUUAAGAGAAGAAGCCCUAAUCAAAGGAGAAGUCCUCUCCAGGAGAGCAUCCUGUUUUGCUGUGGCACUAGCUCUGAAUCAGAUUUUGAUUCAUAUCCAGUCAAAUAUGUUGAAAACCCUGAUAAAGAUAUUAAAGGAUGCUGCAGACGGAAAUUUAUCAAAAUUUGUGAAAAGACAGGAGUUCUCAGAAGAAGUGCUGGCCAAAGCAAGGAAAAAAGUGAAGGAUGUACCCGCCCUUCUGGCCAAAUUUGAUGAGAUCUAUGGGAAACUCCACAUUAAUGGCCAGGUCACCACUUGCACUUUGGAUACUCUCCUCUGCCACACCCCUGGGGACAGAAAAUCCCACAUGGUACUAUUAAGUAAGAGGACAGUCAGCCAUCGGACCUUCCAGCCUCUCAACCAGUCUCUGUGGGCUGAAUAACCCUAUGCUCAAGUCACUCAUGGGUCUGAGCUGGAAGGGGCCUCCCAGUGAGUUAAUGGCUUCCUAAGAAAUCAGGCAUUGUACUCCAGUGGAUGCCAUGUUAACAAACACUUGGUCUCCUUAAAUUUCUGCGUUGAUUUCGAACUGUCAUGCUGAUCUGAGAAGUUAAUGUUGUGCCACCGUGAAGAUCUAAAUCGAGUCCAGCAGAAAGCUCCGCUCCCUCAGAAAGGACACUUCCUCUGUAUAAAGUUCUAAGGAUCCUUGAAGGAACAUGACUGUGGUCUCCAGUCCAACUGCCGGUACCAGCGUAGAACCAAGUAAGCACUAGUGGGAAGGAAAUUGCCAUAAGUGGUCAACUCCAGUAAAUUUUGGGGGGAGUAGUUACUUGCAGACUAUACUCUUGCUGAAUUCAGGAGGUCUGAAACCCUAUUUUGCUACUGUGGGCAAUGGUUCAGGAUGUUCUCACUGUUUCUGUCAUCAUAUGUCUGUGACCCUAAAUAAGAUGCUUGUGAAUCUGCAUAUUGACUUGAAAUUUUCAUUUAAGUUUCAUUAGGGUCACAUUUUUUCAAAAAUGAGAGAAAUAAAAGAUUCCUGAGAAGA
This is a messenger RNA of Prionailurus viverrinus (fishing cat), 1691 nucleotides long. It is a transcript of the gene PTCD2, whose product is annotated as pentatricopeptide repeat domain 2. The record is from RefSeq and is a predicted model, not a curated record. Lineage: Eukaryota; Metazoa; Chordata; Mammalia; Carnivora; Felidae. The transcript is spliced from 9 exons. Gene Ontology annotation, cellular component: mitochondrion. Gene Ontology annotation, biological process: regulation of mRNA processing; multicellular organism development; mitochondrion organization. Gene Ontology annotation, molecular function: RNA binding; protein binding. The coding region runs from base 15 to 1091 and encodes 358 amino acids.